AUGAACUCCAACGACGAGAAGCAGGCCUACCGAGAGGCGGAAAGCCUUCGCCGAAUCGCUUUUGCCGGUGUUGCCAUCAGCACCGUCGCCACGCUGACUUGCAUUGUGGCCAUUCCGGCUCUUUACAACUAUAUGCAACACGUUCAAUCGUCGCUUCAGACCGAGGUGGAAUUCUGCAAACACCGCACUGACGGCCUUUUCCAACAAUACGAACGAAUGCAAGUGGUGAAAGGAGUUCGCGGAAAGAUGAUUGCCAAGAGGCAAGCCGGAUACGAUAGCCCAGUAGAGGCGCCGAAACCUGGCGGCUACGAUUCAGCUGUGGCAAGCACUGGAGCCGAGGCUGGCGGUGGAUCGUGCUGCUCGUGCGGAGUUGGAGAGGCUGGACCCGCUGGACCUCCCGGAGAUGAUGGAAAUGAUGGACAAGAUGGAGCUCCAGGAGACAACGGACAAGACGGAGAGGAUGCUGCUCCUGAUGCUCAGCCAUCUGCUGACGAUUUCUGCUUUGAUUGCCCAGCUGGACCUCCCGGAGCUGCUGGAAAUGCUGGACCAAAGGGACCUAACGGAAACCCUGGAGGUGAUGGACAACCCGGACCUGACGGACAACCCGGUCAAGAUGGAGCUCCUGGACCCCAAGGACCACCUGGACAGGAUGGAGCUGCUGGACAACCAGGAGACAAGGGACCUGAUGGAACUGUGUCUGAGGUGCCUGCCCCAGCUGGACCACCUGGAGCACCAGGACCCCAAGGACAGCCUGGAGCCGAUGGACAGCCUGGAGCUCCUGGAGGACCUGGACAAGAUGGACCACAGGGACCACCUGGAGACAAUGGAAACGAUGGACAACCCGGACAGCCUGGACAAGACGGAAAUGAUGGAGAGGCUGGACCACAAGGAAACGGAGGUGGCUGCGACCAUUGCCCACCCCCAAGAACCGCUCCCGGAUAC
Messenger RNA from Mesorhabditis belari, 942 nucleotides. Lineage: Eukaryota; Metazoa; Nematoda; Chromadorea; Rhabditida; Rhabditidae. The record is from the annotation of a GenBank genome assembly.